Fukomys damarensis (Damara mole-rat) is the source of this 6071-nucleotide messenger RNA. It is a transcript of the gene Atp8b4, whose product is annotated as ATPase phospholipid transporting 8B4 (putative). Gene Ontology annotation, cellular component: plasma membrane. The record is from RefSeq and is a predicted model, not a curated record. Gene Ontology annotation, molecular function: ATP binding; magnesium ion binding; ATPase-coupled intramembrane lipid carrier activity. The transcript has 23 exons. Gene Ontology annotation, biological process: Golgi organization; phospholipid translocation. Bases 1182 to 4385 code for a protein of 1067 amino acids. NCBI's taxonomy places the organism in Eukaryota, Metazoa, Chordata, Mammalia, Rodentia, Bathyergidae.
UCUUUGCACUUGUGAGGUAGGCAGCAGAAGCACUGAGCUAAAUCCCCAGAUCCCUGGCCCAGUAAGGGCUAUCUUACUACCCCAUCUAGUUUCGAAAAAUCUGCUUCAAAGAAGCACUAACUACAUUAUGUCUGUUUCAUAACAGGCAGUAAUUCUAUUACGAUACUGGAAAUUGGGCCCCAUUUUAUAAUCUUGGAAUUUCAGUGCGAUUAAUGAACUUAUCUGCAGAAUAUUCUCAUGCUACAAUUCUUCUUCCUGAGCCAGGCGCCCUUUUCUGACGAAGGUGAGGGCAAAGCUCGAAGGUGCUGAGUCCUUGGGGACAACUGUCACCUCAAACAGCCCACGAGGCCACCCGGUGUCCUCCUGGCAGAGCUGUGUGAUGCGGGAUGCUUCGAACUUGAGCCCCGGAACAUCUGCUCAGCACAUGGGCGCCAGGGUGUGUCUGUUUUCAUUGUUUCAAGCUGAUGACGAAACCCAAUCGCUGCACAAGUUAAAAUCUCAAAAGCCCGGAAAUAUUUGGAAGAUGAGCAUUCAAGCAAGUCUUACCGUCUGCUCCUCUCAUCCUGCCGGGGUGUCUUUGACGUUUUUUUUUGUUGUUGUCAGUGGUAGUGGGUAGGACAAGAGAAAUGGUUACUUUGCAAAUAGGGUUGGUGGCAGUUCCCUGGCCGGUCCGCGCUAGUUUUUGCCAGCUGUCAAUCUGGGUUCUUCCGUAGUUCUGGUCCUCCGUGCUUAUUAAACGUACUUCUGAGCUUCUAGGUGAUCACAACUGUCCACAUCUGGUACGGCAGAAUCGGAGACGCCGCCACAAAGCCUCUGACUGUAUAGCACACAGGAAUACAUCCAACUGAGGGGUUCCCGGAGAUGCGUCCCGCAGCCCGUGUCGGGUCAAUGUCUCCAUCCCUUUCCCCUGUAGGGCUCCAGUUACGUUUUAAGCGCGGUGCGCUCACCCUUGUAAGAUAAUCUCUUCUGUACUUUUCCUGCUCCGUGUCCAGUUUCUGUGUCUUCGUGGGGUGACUUUCUAUUAGAGACUCCCUUUGUGAGGCCCGCGAAGCUCCUGGCUAGGGUUCCGUGCCCGUGUGAGCGCGGUGGCGGUUACUGGUGUGGCAGUUGGGCUCUGCUAGGCUCUUGGUCAUCCUCUGGGAAAUACCUCCUGCUGCUUCCGACUGCAGAAUGAAAAAUGGAUGAAUGUCAAAGUGGGAGACAUCAUUAAACUAGAAAAUAACCAGUUUGUUGCCGCUGAUUUGCUUCUUCUAUCAAGUAGUGAGCCCCAUGGUCUCUGUUACAUUGAAACUGCCGAGCUGGAUGGGGAAACAAACCUUAAAGUUCGUCAUGCGCUCUCCGUUACCUCAGAACUUGGAGCAGACAUUAGCCGGCUUGCAAGGUUUGAUGGGACUGUGGUCUGUGAGGCACCUAACAACAAAUUAGACAAGUUCACGGGAGUCCUCUCCUGGAAGGACAGCAAGCACUCGCUCAACAACCAGAAGAUCAUCCUGAGAGGCUGCGUCCUGAGGAAUACCGGCUGGUGCUUUGGGAUGGUUAUUUUUGCAGGUCCUGAUACUAAACUCAUGCAGAACAGUGGCAAGACAAAGUUUAAAAGGACAAGCAUCGACAGGUUGAUGAAUACGCUAGUGCUGUGGAUUUUUGGGUUUUUGGUAUGCUUGGGAAUUAUUCUUGCAAUAGGAAAUUCGAUCUGGGAGAAUCAAGUUGGGGGCCAUUUCAGAACUUUCCUUUUUUGGAAUGAAGAAGAGAAGAACUCUGUGUUCUCAGGAUUCUUAACGUUCUGGUCAUACAUUAUUAUUCUCAAUACCGUUGUGCCCAUUUCAUUAUAUGUGAGUAUGGAAGUAAUUCGUCUGGGACACAGUUAUUUUAUAAACUGGGACCGGAAGAUGUAUUACACUGGGAAGGCAGCACCUGCUGAAGCUCGCACAACCACACUCAACGAAGAGCUGGGUCAGAUCGAGUAUGUUUUCUCUGACAAAACGGGUACCCUCACUCAGAACAUCAUGACUUUCAAAAAAUGUUCCGUCAAUGGGAGAAUAUAUGGUGAAAUAUGUGAUGACCCAGUUCACAAGAAAGUAAUAACUAAGGAGAAAGAGGCUGUGCGUUUCUCAGGGCAAGCUCCAGCAGAAGGAUCGUUCGAGUUCUGUGACCACAGUCUGAUGGAAUCCGUCAAGCUGGGCGACGCCAAGGUGCACGAGUUCUUCCGGCUGCUCGCUCUCUGCCACACGGUGAUGUCCGAGGAGGACCACUCAGGAAAGCUAAUCUACCAAGUUCAGUCGCCUGAUGAAGGGGCCCUGGUAACUGCUGCUAGAAACUGUGGCUUCAUUUUUAAGUCUCGGACCCCAGAGACAAUAACAAUAGAAGAAAUGGGAACACUUGUUACUUAUCAAUUGCUUGCCUUUUUGGAUUUCAACAAUAUCAGGAAAAGGAUGUCUGUCAUAGUUCGAAACCCAGCAGGACAGAUAAAGCUUUAUUCCAAAGGAGCAGAUACCAUCCUGUUUGAAAGACUGCACCCUUCCAGCGAGGCCCUCCUGUCUGUGACGUCGGACCAUCUCAGUGAGUUUGCGGGGGAAGGCCUUCGGACCUUGGCGAUCGCCUACAGGGAUCUGGACGAGAAGUACUUCAGAGAGUGGCACCAGAUGCUCCAGACUGCGAGUGCCGCCACACACGAGAGGGACGACCGGGUAUCGGGGCUCUAUGAGGAAAUUGAAAGAGAUCUGACGCUACUAGGUGCCACCGCUAUAGAAGAUAAGCUACAGGAAGGUGUUAUUGAAACCAUUGCAAGUUUAUCAGUAGCCAAUAUUAAGAUCUGGGUUCUAACAGGAGAUAAACAAGAAACUGCCAUCAACAUCGGUUAUGCCUGCACCUUGCUGACUGAGGACAUGAAUGAUGUGUUCGUGAUAGCAGGAAACACGGUUGGGGAAGUGAGAGAGGAGCUCAGGAAGGCAAAGGGAAGUUUGUUUGGACAAAACAGUAGUGUUCUCAGUGGCCAUGCGGCUUGUGAAAAGCAGCAGCAGUUGGAGCUGGUCUCGGUUGGAGAAGACACCGUAACAGUAACAGGAGAUUAUGCCUUGGUCAUAAAUGGCCACAGUUUGGCCCAUGCUCUUGAAAGUGACGUCAAGAACGACCUCUUGGAGCUCGCCUGCCUGUGUAAGGCUGUGAUCUGCUGCAGAGUCACCCCGCUCCAGAAAGCCCAGGUGGUAGAGCUGGUGAGAAAGCGCAGGAAUGCUGUCACUCUGGCCAUCGGCGAUGGAGCCAAUGAUGUCAGCAUGAUAAAAACUGCUCACAUCGGCGUUGGCAUCAGUGGCCAGGAAGGACUCCAGGCGGUCUUGGCCAGCGACUACUCAUUCGCCCAAUUUAGAUACCUGCAGAGGCUUCUCCUGGUGCACGGAAGAUGGUCCUAUUUCCGAAUGUGCAAAUUCCUGUGCUAUUUCUUCUACAAGAAUUUUGCGUUUACACUCGUGCACUUCUGGUUUGGUUUCUUCUGUGGUUUCUCAGCCCAGACUGUUUAUGACCAGUGGUUCGUCACUCUUUUCAACAUCGUCUACACGUCAUUACCGGUUUUGGCCAUGGGCAUUUUUGACCAGGACGUGAGUGACCAGAACAGCAUGGACUGUCCCCAGCUCUAUGAACCUGGGCAGCUGAACCUCCUUUUUAACAAGCGUAAAUUCUUCAUCUGCGUGGCACAUGGAAUCUACACCUCAUUAGCCCUUUUCUUCAUCCCCUACGGGGCCUUUUACAGCACAGCUGGAGAAGACGGACAGCACGUGGCUGACUACCAGUCCUUUGCCGUUACCAUGGCCACUUCUCUGGUCAUUGUGGUCAGCGUGCAGAUAGCCCUGGACACCAGUUACUGGACAGUCAUUAACCACGUCUUCAUCUGGGGCAGCAUUGCUACUUACUUCUCCAUUUUAUUUACCAUGCACAGUAAUGGCAUCUUUGAAAUGUUCCCAAGCCAGUUUCCGUUUGUCGGAAAUGUAUGGCAUUCUUUGACCCAGAAGUGCGUCUGGCUUGUUAUUCUCUUAACAACAGUGGCCUCGAUUAUGCCAGUGGUGGCAUUCAGAUUUCUGAAGAUGGAUUUACAUCCGGCCCUGACUGACCAGAUCCGCCGGUGGCAGAAGGCCCAGAAAAAGGCAAGGCCUGUAAGGAGGCGAAGACCUCAGCCCCGCAGGUCAAGCUCAAGAAGAUCUGGCUAUGCUUUUGCUCACCAAGAGGGCUAUGGAGAGCUUAUCACAUCUGGAAAAAAUAUGCGAGCUAAAAAUCCACCCCCAACAUCAGGGUUGGAAAAGCCGCUUUUUAACAGCACUAGCUGGCUUGAAAAUUUAUGUAAGAAAACCACAGACACAUUGAGCAGCUUUAGUCAGGAGAAAACAGUGAAACUGUAAGUCACGAUGAAUUUGAACCACAUUUAUCUGUCACUUGAGCUGGAGCUGAAAUUCAGCCUGUCAGGGGCGAGGAGUGGAGCGGGUUGGCUCACUUAGCUUCAGUCUGUGGCAGGCAGCUGCCAGUGCCCAUUGAAUCUGGAGUGCUGUGCAGAAACCGGGCCAGUGAUCACUGUCCAAGCUGCAGCUUGAUGGACCGAAACCUUGAAGUUCAAGUAGGGCUUUUUAUCAAGCUUGAUACCAAUUGAGCUGAACCCCGGGGUCUUAUUUAUGGAGCAGACCUUGUACCUCUGCAUAGACACUGAAUGAAUUCUCAGGUAGAUAAGCAAGUGCAUUCCAGAGGUGUAUAUCGGAGCGGAGGGCCCCUUUUUUUGGACAGAUAAACUGUAUGCAUAAAGAACAGACUUUCUUUCCCAGAGGCACUUUGAAGGCAAAGUUCCAUUAUGUGCCAAGGUGCUUUUAGAGGAAGGGUCGCUAUGACUCCCUGGUCUUCAGGCCUACCUUUCUGUACCACAAGGGACACAAAUCACUUGUGUGGCAGGAAAAGAGAAAGGCCUGUUGGUACUCUUCUCUUCUACCAGUCUAAGGAUGAGGUAGACCAAACAUGUUUACAGUGGGGUAGGCUGGUCACUUGGGCAGAUUUAUUUUUUAAAAACUCUCAGACUGUGUUAUGGAUAGACAUGCCCGUGAAAUCUCAAAUCAUGCUCUUGAGUAAGUAUUCUACAUGUGUUUCAGUGACUUUUAUAACACACUCAGUAAUGCUUUGCUGACCAUCAUCCGGGCCAUGGAGGGAGUCGGCAAAGCAUUGCGAUUUCACACUUUAAUGAUAGUAUUCCACAUAGUCUGCGGGCACAUAUGUAACAACAUUUCCAAGUUUUAAAACUUGGGACUUGAAAUGAAACCAGUCAAUAGAUAGCCUCUUCAAUUACUAUUUAAACACUCAGGCUUAGGACACUGAUAACCAACCGUCACAUUUCUAACCCAAACAUAUAAACCUGUGUGGAUGAGGUUGAUGUUUUGGAAAUGUUCCAGCCCCAAGUCUUAGUCUGCACGUGAGUCACUAGUAUACUUCCUGGUAAGGCCUUCAGGCAGAUUUGAGUUCCAGCCCCAGAUCUGUCGCUUCUGACCUCUGUGAGCUAGGUAAGUAACAUGCCUUCUCCAGGGCUCAGUUUCCUCCUCUGUGAAAUGGGGACCUGCUACCUACCUCAUAUGGCUGCUGGUGUCGAAGCGUGAAUUCUCAGAUCACUAAAAACAUAACCCUCGUGCAAAUCAUUGAAUGGAGCUUCACGAACCCAUUGUCCGUGUAACAGAGCAAUGUGAAGGGAAUGUGAAGAGCCGGAAUCUCAGUCAUCAGUGGGGAAGGCUGUGAUGAAAGGAGAUCGCAAGGAAGGUUAAACCCGGUUAGUGCCCUACAGGAAGUAAAACUUUCUCUCUUCCUGUCUUCUUUUCCAAGCCUGGGAUAAUUUCUCCUGAAUGAGUUCAAAUGAGAGAAUAUGUACAAAAGAUAAUAAAGAUAAUGUGUGUACAGUGCCUUGACCACCGUAGACACUCAGAGGUGUCCCCUUCCCCUCUCCAAGCCUGCCCGCCUUGUCAAGCUGUUGGUGUCUGAUGACUUCCUUGUCAUCAGUUCUGCGGUGUCUGCCUCCCUUUGUAACAUUUUUGAAGACUUUGAGUAAAUGUUUGGUGCAC